This is a messenger RNA of Durotheca rogersii, 1581 nucleotides long. Its product is annotated as MFS general substrate transporter. Bases 1 to 1581 code for a protein of 526 amino acids. Lineage: Eukaryota; Fungi; Ascomycota; Sordariomycetes; Xylariales; Xylariaceae. The transcript is spliced from 4 exons. Gene Ontology annotation, molecular function: transmembrane transporter activity. Gene Ontology annotation, biological process: transmembrane transport. The record is from RefSeq and is a predicted model, not a curated record.
AUGGUGGGAGACGAUAACACCCAAGAUGAUGCUCGAUCCGAGAAGCCGGCGGCGGGGGGGACCGCCGGGGACCAGUCCGCUCCAAGUCGGGACAAGACUAAAGAGAGUGGGCCGAGCGACAGUCGAUCGGAGUCGGUGAUAGCCGUCGACGAAGACGACAGCGCUCCCUCGAAGCGUCGCGGCCUUCUGGCUAAGGCCGUAGCGGUUCUCAGCUGGAUGCCGCAACGCUGCCGCUACGACCCGGAGAACCCGCCCAGCUUCACCCUGUCGAUGAACAUCUUGCUGGCUUUCAGCACCGUCUUCACCAUCGCCAACCUCUACUACGCCCAGCCCAUCCUCAACGUCCUGGCCGAAGAGUUCGGCGUGGACUACGAGCGCGCCUCGGACAUCGCCACCUUGACUCAGGCCGGCUACGCCGUCGGCCUGGUCUUCGUGUGCCCCCUCGCCGACAUGGUCCCCCGGCGCCCCUUCAUCCUCUUUCUCAUCUGGGUCACAGCCACGAUGUGGAUUGGUUUAUGUCUCACGCGCAGCUUCGAGGUGUUUACCGCCCUGUCGUUCCUGUGUGGGGCUGGGACAGUAACGCCGCAGCUCAUGCUGCCCCUCGUCGGCGAUCUGGCCCCGCCUCACAGGCGCGCUAGCUCGCUCUCCAUCGUCGUGUCGGGACUGGCUCUUGGGCUGCUUAUCGCCCGAGUCCUGUCGGGCAUAGUCGCUAACUUCGCCUCGUGGAGAAAUGUCUACUGGCUGGCCUUAGGCGCGCAGUACCUGACACUGGCGCUGCUGUACUGCUACCUCCCCGACUACCCUACCAAGAACAAAGGCCUCAACUAUUUCAAGGCCCUAUGGGGGAUGGUCGUCAUGGUCGUCAGGGAGCCCCUCCUCACCCAGGCCUGCCUCAUAGGCUUCAUGCUCAGCGCCGCGUUCACCUCCUUCUGGACCACGCUGACUUUCCUCCUCGCGUCGCCUCCCUACAACUACUCCUCACUCGAGAUCGGCUGUUUCGCCUUCAUCGGCGUCGUCGUGGUCGCGCUCGCCCCCGUCUGGUCGCGCCUCAUCACCGACCGGUUCGUCUUCCUCUUCUCCGUCAUCGUCGGCCUCAUCUUCGAGCUCGUCGGCAUCACCAUCUCGACCUUCAUCGGGAGCUUCACCGUCGCCGGCCCCAUCAUCCACUCCAUCAUGAUGGACUCGGGCGCCAACUUCGUCCACACCGCCAACCGGAGCAACAUCUACACCCUCGAUCCGAAGGCGAGAAACCGGAUCAACACCGUGUACAUGGCCUUCGCCUUCGCCGGCCAGAUCACGGGGACGGCCGUGGGGAACCGACUGUACGCGCGCGGGGGCUGGGUCUGGAGCGGGAGCAGCAACAUCGCCUACAUCGGCGCGGCCAUCAUCAUCGGAAUCAUCCGGGGCCCGCGGGAGACGGGCUGGGUCGGAUGGUCUAACGGCUGGAAGAUCCGGAGAGACGACCACCCGAAAAACGAACAGGCCGCGACCUCCACCGAAACCGACGUCGAAGAAGCACUGGCGUCGCCAUUGCCAGAGCCAGGAGAAAGACCAAGAACGGACACCGGCGCGCCAAAAUGA